AUGGAUGAUCUGCUCCUGCCACAGGAGCUACAGGCUGAACUUGCUGUGUUGGAAAAGAAGCCCACCCGCUUGGCCUCCAUUUCGACAUUGUCGUUGGACUCCCAAGAGGUCGAUGAGCCAGCGGCGCCUCCUCCGCCCGUCCCAGCCGCGGAAGCCACGGUCCCACCACCUGAGCAGUCGGCAAGCAUGCCGGCAUCCAAGAGUGAAGAAGAAGAAGAAGAUCAGGAGGAGCAAGAGGAAGAGGCGAGUGGCGAGGAGAAGGCACACCAUGAGAUGCUGAAGAAUGCCGCGAAACAGCGCAUUCGGAGAAUGGUCAAACCGAAGACACAACGUAGUGACCUAGCAGUACCGAAGUGGGUGGCUGAGCAGUGGAACAAGGGAACUUCCCAGAAGGAGGCUAUGGCCGCACUCCUUCAGGAAGUGAACUGGGACAAGGAUGAGGGAUGGUAUUCACAGAGUGAAAUGAAAUCAGACUUGAAAUGGUCUACGUCGCAAAGGAUCACUGCGGCAGUGGCCCACUGCGAGCGCAAGCCAUCCGUCUUCAUAAGGAGGAACCUGUAUGACGGGGUCCUGGAGUACUGGGUCACGGUCCGAGAAACGGGCCGGCACGUGGAGAGCCUCAAGGAGGCUGAGAAACCCAUGGAAUUGCCCGACGAUGCUUUCGCUGGCUUCGACAACAUGACCAAGCGGCUUCUCCCGGAGGCGGCAGGACCUGGGAGUGGCGACGACAAGAGGCGUGUGCAGACCUUGGACGAUGGCAUCACGAAGUUGGAGGUGGAGCAUGACAAGCUCAACUUGCACUUCGCAGAGGCUGAGAUUAGUGGCUUCAACCAAGAGAAUGCCAAGAAGUACAUGGACAAGGAUGGCAAGGACGGUGCUGAUGCCCCGGUGGCCUCCGCGAUUCGAGCUGCCCGUGCGGUGCUUGAAGAAGUGCCAGAAGCUAUGGGCUCCAGCAUCAGGAUUAUGGCUGGGUGUGGUGAAAAAAACAGUGAGCGUGAUGCACACAGAGUGGCCAGACGGUGCCGGCUGACACUGCCCAUCAUGAUUACUGAGGUCAUGAUUCAUGGUUGGCAGGUCCCCUUGAUUCUGCUGAGUGCAUGGCUCACGUUUUUGCUUGGUCGCAACCUGCUUCACACCUUGUCGGGCCUCCCCCGCCCUGACCUCGCAAGAAGUCACGCCACCUGGAAAUGUUUCUGGUCACGGUAUCAGAAGCUAUACCCGAAUCACGAUGUAUUCCGCAGGGCAGCAAGAGGAGAGCUUGAUUUGUCACGAACCGUUGGCUUGGUUCUACACGGCGACGAAGGGAGGACCAAGAAAAAGUCUGCAAUCCUGGUUCUUUCAUGUCACUCGAUACUAGGCUACGGUAGCCAUGCCACGGAUCCCCAACCCGAACCUUAUUGCAAGCAGUACCUGAACAUGACCGGCCACACUUUAUCUACCCGCUGGGUUUUGGGAUGCCUUCCGAAGACUUACUACGACGGUGAAGAUGGUGAUAAUUUUUUCCAGGAGUAUCUCAACGUGUUCGUAGAGGACAUGCUUCGAGUUUACGAGAAAGGCAUCAAGGCAGCGACAGGCGAAGUAUAUCAUUUCGUGGUAUUGAACGUCAUAGGAGAUUGGCCUUGGUUCGUCAAGGCUUUCAACCUGAUCAGAAAUUUUGCGAACUGCUCCAAACAGGAGACUUCAAGGGCCCCCUCCAAGGGCAUUUGCCAUGUGUGCAAAGCUGAUAUGACGAAUUAUCCGUUCGAAGACUUUACUUCUGCCUCCCCGGCCUGGCGUGCGACAAUCAACGAAGAACGAGGGUAUUCGGGUUCGCCGAGCUUAUUGCGGCUGCCCAAAGAUCCUACAGAUGAAAGCGCGUUCCUUGGACAGGAUAUUUUUCAUGGCUGGCAUUUAG
This is a messenger RNA of Symbiodinium necroappetens, 1894 nucleotides long. The record is from the annotation of a GenBank genome assembly. Lineage: Eukaryota; Dinophyceae; Suessiales; Symbiodiniaceae.